Messenger RNA from Cyphellophora attinorum, 1086 nucleotides. RefSeq lists its product as uncharacterized. The coding region runs from base 1 to 1086 and encodes 361 amino acids. The record is from RefSeq and is a predicted model, not a curated record. NCBI's taxonomy places the organism in Eukaryota, Fungi, Ascomycota, Eurotiomycetes, Chaetothyriales, Cyphellophoraceae. The transcript has 3 exons.
AUGGCAGCACUCCAGACCAAAUCCGAGCUCACUGAUCAUUCUGGCACCAACUUUGCUGCUGGCUUCAACACUCCUGCUGCAGGGUUGGCAGACCUCUCUGUUAUUGGACCCCUUGUGGCUUUCGCCCUUGUGAGCAACCGUGUCUACUGGCGUCUGAAAACCUUGGGAAAGGUUUGGUAUGAUGACGGGUGCAUCAUUAUCUCUCUGGCAUUCCUCAUCGCUCAGUCUGCAGCCAUGUUGGCGUCGAACAACAAUGGUUACGGGGUGCCUUCGAGUCAGCUGUCGCAACCGGACAUCGAACAUGCUCUAUAUUACUUCUCGCAGGUACAAGUAUACUACAAGCUCACCAUAAACCUCACGAAAGCCUCCAUCGUCCUAUUAUACUACCGCAUCUUCACCACUCGGGCCUUCCGAGCUUGCUGCAUAGCAAUUCUUACAAUCAUCUUCAUCUUUGCGACGAGUCUCACCUCUACCACAAUUUUCCAGUGCACACCAAUUAAAAAGAUAUACAUCCAAUCUACUCCCGGUCAGUGCCUCGACCAUCUCGUGCUAUGGCGAGUCAACGCACUUUACAAUAUACUUUCCGACAUCGUCAUCAUCUGCAUGCCCUUCCCAGUUCUUCGAUCUCUGAAUCUGCCAACCGGACAAUUCGUCGGUCUCGCUCUCAUUCUCUGCUGCGGCAUUUUCGUCAUUCUUACGGCAAUACUGCGCUUCACCACCCUGGGCACAUCAGGCCGCACAGAUGAUCCCGUCAGCGGAACGCUCCCCUCGACUGUCUGGACUGAAGCUGAGGCUUGCGUUGCCAUCAUCUGCGCUUGCUUGCCGAUGAUGCGGGUAUUGCUUCAGCGUUGGCUGCCAUUCCUGCGAAACUAUGCCUCAGGCUCGAGCAGAUCGGACAAUGCGGUUGUUUCCCAGCCACGAUACGACCAGGCAUCGGAACUGAGGCCUUACGAACACCUGGAGAGUGACGACGGAUCGCGAAGACUUCAUGCGCCGUGUCCCAUCGUGCCCCGAAAUCCGAGUCAGCGCUACUCAGCACAAGGACUACCAGUCACCAUCGUAGCAGGAUUCAAGGCAGACGCAUGA